This is a messenger RNA of Zea mays, 1272 nucleotides long. RefSeq names its product Tobamovirus multiplication protein 3. Lineage: Eukaryota; Viridiplantae; Streptophyta; Magnoliopsida; Poales; Poaceae. Bases 148 to 1038 code for a protein of 296 amino acids. The record is from RefSeq and is marked provisional. The transcript has 11 exons.
CGCGAUCGAAACCGAAGCACGAAUUAAUCAUCCCGGUUCAGCCCUCUCCAGGCGCUCCACCCCGCGUCGCGGACCCCCGACCCGCCCCCCGCCUCGUCCUGUUCGCGUCCCCCUUUCCCCGCGUGUGCGUUGGCCGGCUGGUUCCGGAUGAGGGGGUUGCUGUCGGUGGAGGCCGCUGGCGCGGCGUCGUCGUCGGCCUCGGCCUCGGUGCUCAACGGCGCCGUGGACUGGUGGCGCGACGUCAACGAGUCGCCGCUGUGGCAGGACCGCAUCUUCCACGCGCUCGCCGUGCUCUACGGCAUCGUCUCCGCCGUCGCGCUGGUCCAAUUGAUCAGAAUCGAGUGCAGGGUGCCAGAGUAUGGGUGGACGACGCAGAAAGUGUUCCAUUUCCUAAACUUCCUCGUGAACGGCGUGAGGUCUGCCGUGUUCGUGCUGCGGCGGAAUGUGCAACUCGUAGAGCCUGAGAUAAUACAGCAUGUGCUUCUAGAUAUGCCUGGGCUUGCAUUCUUCACAACAUAUGCACUUCUAGUGCUCUUCUGGGCAGAGAUUUAUUAUCAGGCACGUGCAAUGUCCACUGAUGGGCUUAGACCAACUUUCUAUUGGAUCAAUAGCGUGGUUUAUGCAAUUCAGAUAAUCCUAUGGUUGGUUUUGUGGUGGAAACCAGUUCGAAUUAUGGUCAUCUUGUCAAAGAUGUUCUUUGCAGGUGUAUCACUAUUUGCAGCCCUCGGGUUUGUUCUCUAUGGAGGAAGGUUGUUCAUGAUGUUGCAGCGUUUUCCUGUAGAAUCAAAAGGAAGACGAAAGAAAUUGCAGGAGGUUGGGUAUGUGACUACCAUAUGCUUUUCUUGUUUCUUGAUCAGAUGCGUCAUGAUGUGCCUUAAUGCGUUUGAUAAAGCAGCAGAUCUUGAUGUUCUGAACCAUCCAAUCCUGAACUUCUUCUAUUACCUGCUGGUUGAGAUAGUGCCUUCAGCUCUGGUGCUCUUCAUUCUACGGAAACUGCCUCCAAAGCGUGGGAUCACACAAUACCACCCGAUCCAUUAGAGAGCAGGCCUUGGGAACAGGCAAAGGUUUUCUGGUGGAUAGUGUUACACAACGUGGUAAAUACAGAAGGGAGAGUGAAAAGUACCACUCGAGCUUUGCCCAGCUUUUUAUACGGAAGUCUUUAGAAUCCCAGGUUGAAAUUGUGUGUAAAAUUGCGAUCUCUUUCACUAAGAUUUAGAAAAUGUAACUUAUAUAACUUUGUUAUUCUCAGUGCGUAUCAUCUGUUCACAUUGC